ACAACCACACGCCACGCUCCCGGUGCACUCGUAGCGGUUGCAGCGUGCGACCCGCCACUCUACCCGCGCGCCCGUUGCCAAGGCAAGGCAUAGCAAGUGAUGUGAUCUGAGACGCGAUGGGGUGGUUGCGGAUGCGGGUGCGGAGUCCCCCGUUGCUGCAGUCCAAGCUGCUCUGCCUCUCCCUGCUCUACCUCCUCACCACGCUCCCGCUCGCGCUCUACGUCUCCUUCUCCGACCCCUCCCGCUGCCCUCUCCUCCACCUCCUCAUCCCUUCUUCCUCCUCCGCCUCCUCCUCGACGACGACGAAGACGAAGCUCUUCCACUACCCGCGCGACUACGGCGAGCACAAGCACGCGCUCCCCGCCCCGCGCGCGCUCUGCUCCGACCCCGCCGUCUUCUCAGACUACAGGACUGUUUUGGAAGGGAUCAAUGGCCUCUGCCGCGGCAACCUCUCGGCGUCCCCCGCGUUGCGGUACCAGAACGGCAGGAAGGGCUCGUUUGCCGGAAAUCUGUCCACCGAGGAACGGAGAUCGUUCUUCGGUCGCACGGACGGUGCGGUGGAAAUCCCCUGUGGGUUCUUCAAGGAGUUCCCCGUGACACAAGCAGACAGACUGGCCAUGGAGAGCUGCAGAGGCGUGGUGGUGGCCUCGGCGAUCCUGAACGACCACGACAAGGUCCGGCAGCCCAAGGGGCUCGGCUCCGCGACGCUCAAGACGGCUUGCUUCUUCAUGUUCGUCGACGACCGUACCCACGGGGUCCUCACUAGCCACGGCAUCCUGAAACCAGACGACCCUCUCGCACCGUCCAGCACGGUCGUCGGCGCGUGGCGCGUGGUGAAGCUGCAGCAGGAAAAGCUCCCCUACGAGAGCCCCGCCAUGAACGGCGUCGUGGUGAAGCACCUGCUGCACAGGCUGUUCCCCAACGCCAGGUUCAGCGUGUGGGUGGACGGGAAGAUGCAGCUGACGGUGGACCCGCUGCUGCUGGUGCACUCGCUGCUCCUCCUGGGCAAGCAGGGCGCCGACAUGGCCGUCUCCAAGCACCCGUUCAACCUCCACACCAUGGAGGAGGCCAUCGCCACGGCGCGGUGGCAUAAAUGGGGCGACGCCGACGCCAUCCGGGCGCAGAUGGAGACCUACUGCCGCAACGGCCUCUCGCCAUGGUCCCCCAGCAAGCUCCCCUAUCCUUCAGAUGUGCCGGACACGGCGAUCAUCAUCAGGAGGCACGGCUCGGCCAGCGACCACUUCUCCUGCCUGCUGUUCAACGAGCUAGAGGCGUUCAACCCGCGGGACCAGCUCGCGUUCGCCUACGUCCGGGACCAGAUGAGCCCCAGGGUGAGGAUCAACAUGUUCGAGGCCGAGGUGUUGGAGCACAUCGCCGUCGAGUACCGGCACAACCUGAAGCGCGGCAACGGCGGGAGGAAGCAGGGGAUCGCCAGGAUGGCGUCCUCACGAGACAUCACGGGGAGCAGCUGCGAGAAGUACCUUAUGAAGAUGUGGGGGGAGCCAACUGAAUAAGGUGUAUGAAAAAUGCAGCAUUUCAUUCGUUUAUUUUUGUCCGAAGAUUGCGUUUCCGUAAAUACAUAUUGUAGGAACUGAGAGAGUAUAUAUUAGUAUUUGCUUGGUUUUAGUAAUCACAGAAUGCAAAUUCAGUGUUCCACUGUCUCCUUUUCCAGUUCUAAAUAUAUUACCGGGACAAAUUUUCUUAUGUA
This is a messenger RNA of Brachypodium distachyon (stiff brome), 1708 nucleotides long. RefSeq lists its product as uncharacterized. The coding region runs from base 117 to 1514 and encodes 465 amino acids. The transcript has 4 exons. NCBI's taxonomy places the organism in Eukaryota, Viridiplantae, Streptophyta, Magnoliopsida, Poales, Poaceae. The record is from RefSeq and is a predicted model, not a curated record.